Molecule: messenger RNA, 2809 nt
Organism: Nycticebus coucang (slow loris)
Lineage: Eukaryota; Metazoa; Chordata; Mammalia; Primates; Lorisidae
Gene: LRRC55
Product: leucine rich repeat containing 55
Exons: 3
Coding region: 1047-1997 (316 amino acids)
Cellular component (GO): voltage-gated potassium channel complex
Molecular function (GO): voltage-gated potassium channel activity; potassium channel activator activity; transmembrane transporter binding
Source: RefSeq, a predicted model, not a curated record
UCCCCUUUUGGGUAAAAGAAAGAGCGCAGGGAUCACAGGACGGGAAGCCACGGAAGAUGCUGGCCUGGGAUGCAGGAGACAUGGAGGAGGAGAGGCCGGGGGAGGGGAAGAACCGGGGAGGCAAUCUGCUCUGAAGCAAGCACGGAUGGAGCGGGAUUCCAGGAUGAGGGAGGGAGACCCGUGUCUGCCGCAGAUUGAUGGCUGUGUCCUUGGAACCGAGGCAAGUUCGGCCCCGACCUGCUGAAUGAAUGCAGAGCUGUGCUGAAGGAGAUGCUGGCUUGGGAAGUAGCCAAAGCUCUUCCAGCUGACCCCCAGCCUGUACCUCAGGACCCAGACUGUUUUCAUCCUUGGAGGCCUAGACAGCAGGUGCCACUUGGGAUCCUCCCCUCCCUGGAGAACAAAGACCCCCACUGGGGAUUCUAGCAGCCACUGAGGCUAAGGACUCCUGAGAUUCUGGGAGCCCCAUGGAGGAGACUCAGUUCCUUUCAGGCUGCCUUCCCAAAACACCUUUCAUGGGCCCCUUUGGACUCAAGCCCACUGGGCCACCAGGAGAAAUGGCCUCUGAGACCUUGAACGCUGGAGACCCAGGUGCAACCCUGGCUUCCUAAUCAGUCCCAGACUUGAGGCAAGGCUUAAGUUUUCUCAGAAGAAGUGCCAGGACCUUUAAAGGGCACCUUUCAUCUCCCUCAGCGCCUCCCUCCUGUCUCUCAGACAUAGCAGGGAGAGGAAGCGCCCAGCAGGCAUGACUGGGAGGGACACAACGGAUCUGCAGGAAGCCUUCCAGGGCCUGCUGGCAGCCAGUCCAGCCCCAUCCUUGUCCCCUCCCUUUCUCAAGUUUUGAUCAUCAUUUUAAACCCUGGGGGACUUCGCCUGGGUUCCUAGCCCCCUGGGCUCCAGAGGGGGACUUCUCGGGGAGCUCAGGAAGCCCUUUGGUGCACAGAGGCUCCAGGAAGGGCUUGAGCCAUGACGCCAGGCGCUCAGAAGCCCCACCUUCAAGGGCUCAGGCCCCUGAUGUAGCUGCCUUCCCAUGUCACUGACUGCAUUCCAUGGACACAGUCCCCAUGGGCUCCCUUCAGCGCGGCUGCCGCCAGCUGCCUAAAAUGGGUGACACCUGGGCACAGCUUCCCUGGCCUGGGCCCCCCCACCUAGCCAUGCUGCUGAUCUCCCUUCUCUUGGUGUCUGGGGUGAUGCCCUCGGAAGGCAGCAGCAGCUGCCCGGUCCUCUGCACGUGCCGUAACCAGGUGGUGGACUGCAGCAGCCAGCGCCUAUUCUCCGUCCCCCCGGACCUGCCCAUGGACACCCGUAACCUCAGCCUGGCGCACAACCGCAUCGCAGCGGUGCCGCCCGGCUACCUCACGUGCUACAUGGAGCUCCGGGUGCUGGAUUUGCGUAACAACUCCUUGAUAGAGCUGCCCCGGGGCCUCUUCCUCCACGCCAAGCGCUUGGCACACCUGGAUCUGAGCUACAACAACCUCAGCCACGUGCCGGCCGACAUGUUCCAGGAGGCCCACGGGCUGGUGCGCAUCGACCUGAGCCACAACCCGUGGCUGCGGAGGGUGCACCCCCAGGCCUUCCAGGGCCUCGUGCAGCUCCGAGACCUGGACUUGAGCUUCGGGGGCCUGGCCUUCCUCAGCCUCGAGGCCCUCGAGGGCCUGCCCGGGUUGGUGACCCUGCAGAUCGGCGGCAACCCCUGGGUGUGUGGCUGCACCAUGGAGCCCCUGCUGAAAUGGCUUCGGAACCGGAUCCAGCGCUGCACCGCAGACUCUCAGCUGGCUGAGUGCCGGGGCCCCCCUGAAGUCGAGGGUGCCCCGCUCUUCUCACUCACCGAGGAGAGCUUCAAGGCCUGCCACCUGACCCUGAGCUUGGACGAUUACCUAUUCAUCGCAUUUGUGGGAUUCGUGGUCUCCAUCGCCUCCGUGGCCACCAACUUCCUCCUGGGCAUCACAGCCAACUGCUGCCACCGUUGGAGCAAGGCCAGUGAAGAGGAAGAGAUCUGACAGGGGUGGGGGCCUCCCGUUCCCCCACCCCCGUGCUGCCCAUAGCUGCUGCCACUAACCACUGGAUCCCUCCCUGACUGCCCGCUCUGGUUCCACGGUGCCCUGGCUGUCUCACUUGUGGCCCAAGCAAAGUCUAGAAACUAACUUAGUGUGAACUAAGUUGUGUGAACAACUGCUUUGAGCCAGGCACCACGCAUGUCAGACAGAACUGGGAGUGUCAGAGGAAUUGACCCAGACCCAGCCCUCGAGACGUGCACCUCUGGUAGAGGAGAAAGAUCUACUAAAAUCUGUUCACAGUAAGACGGUAGGUAUAUGGGCACUCUGAGCACAUCGCUAUGGAAGCCCAGAGAGGCGACCAUCAGCUGUGUCCAGCAAAGUCCAAGAGCAUUACAGGAAUGGAGUGAUGUGUGAGCUGGGUCAUCAAAAAAUGUCUACUUUACCCUGUAGACAAAGAAGGGCAUCCAAAAAUGACAGAGGGAGGCCAGAUUGUGCACGGUGUGUGAAAAAUAGUGAACAUUUCCUCGUCUCUUAAGUGCAUAGAAGGCGUGUGGUUGUCCUCAGCAAGUUAACCCAAACUGUCAAUAGCCCAAACUGUCAACCCUCAGCACUGCCAACCACUGCCUCCAGGGACUGAGGGCACCUUCAUGCCAUCCCCCUGGCCUCUUUCCACCAGCAGCUGCUUGGCGAGACCACCUCCCAGGAGCUGCCCACCAGCCAUAGCCUGCUGGUGAGGCCCCUGGCAGCAGGCUGAGGAUGGACACCUCCAUGGCUUUGGCAGAGAGAGGCAGGAAGUCCAGCAAACUGGCACAAGA